AUGAGUGUCGCGUUAACAGCCACGGCUGUUCCAGUCGUCAUCGACCUUACGCUCGACACGCCAACGACGGUUACGCCUUUGACGUCCCCUUAUAACCAUGGAGAUCCUACCCAGCAGUUUCAGUUGGCUUCGCAACAGCCGCCUGCGAAGAAGAGACGCGUGGAAAAUGACGGCCCAGGGGCAGAGCAUGUAGAGAUGCGUAUGCGGGAGUACCUUCUUCCAUAUGUGCAAAAAGCUGUUGAUGAGCUGGCACGAGAUGCUUGUCUUGUAGACACAAUUGCAAUCGAGAGCGCAAGAUUUCGAGAAAAGGUCCAGCUGAGCAAUGGACUGCUUACUGCAGAGGAUAGAGCGGAUAUUGAGGGACUGGCUACCCAGGCUGUCCAGCAACUGGCAGGUCUUACUCAAUACAGAAGACCGCAACCACAACCGAUCAAGGAAGAAGCCCCAUCGUCAGCACUGGUCAGACCCAAACUCACACUGCGAGCGGAGCAGAGGGCUUUCCAGCGUCUCGAGUCCGCUGAACCAACUUCAAAACCCGACACAGGCCCAACACGGGUUCCUAGGCCGAGAGUUCGACGACAAUAUGUCGUACCGAAGUCAAGUGACGGCUUGCCAACUGCCAGCACGUGGUUACAGCUGCAGCGACGGCCGUACUUGCAUUAUUCGGCCCGUCAAGAUAUUACCCUAGGCGUGAAUCGUCCUGUCAAUGUAGCACGUCACAGGGUGCAGCUUCCCGCAGUAUAUCAUGCCGACUUUUCCUCGCUUGAGAUUGCAGAAAUUAUGAAAAUUGUGGGACAGCACCUUUCACAGCACAUUCCGAGGACGAGGGAAGGUCUAGAGCAGAUAUUACGACAUUAUAAUGUUCCCCGAAUUAUCGGGGACUCGAUAAGCGGACGAACACAGCAAGAUAUUUACAACUUGUGCUCUGAUUUAUGUGCUGGCAAAGCCAGCCAGCCAGAUAAUUCACGGGUGCUGUCCCUGGAAGAAGUCAGCCCCGAGAGAAGAGCAAGGAACCGACGUGCCAAUCGCUUGCCAGCCUUGCUCUUGGCUCGGGAAAUGGAGGGAAACGUUGGGUUCGGCCGAAUGAGACGGUAUGAAAAUUUCCAAAAUGAGUUUCAAAAAUGCCAUGAAGACGGCCUGUCACUCGUUGCCGAGUUUACCAACUGUGCGGGAGAUAUUUCCGCCAUGUCUUGGGUGCCUGACGGUAAUAUUAUAUGUGGUACCACGGCACACUCGGAUGCGCAUAACCAGCAGUACAACAAGCCUGGAAAUCUACUACUCUGCUCCACAGAGAGAGGCACGCUGCGAGCGUUUCCGGACCAUCGAAUACCACGGCCAUUUGUGGAAAAGGGAGAGAACUCGACGGAAGCUAUGCGCCAGAGCCAAGACCCAUGGCUAUACUCGUCCGUCGUGUCGACCGACUACGACGAAAUGAAUGGUCGAGCUUUCACCUCGAGCUUUGACAAAACCGUCAAGGUGUGGAGCGUAGCUCAAGACGGAACUUCCAUGCAGGCCACGGCAACUUGGCACCACCAAGGCAACGUCAACUUCGUUGUCGCCGCCAAAGACGGGUCCGGGCGAGUGGCUACUGCUGCAGAUGUCCCUACCCAAGCAAUUCGCAUUUAUACUGUUGAUCCGAACAACGUACAGGACAGUUAUUACUACACCAUAUCUUGCACCCGAACCGAUGCUGAUGGAUCCGACAAAUGGGCUUAUUGCCCUGCUACCAUGCAAUGGGGGCAAACACCUGGAACACACCAUCUGCUGGCCAUUGGCUACUCCCCUCGCAGCUUCACCGGUGACGAUGCCGAUAUUCCAGUGGACAAGCUUCACAGUGGCGAGAUUGUACUUUGGGACGCCGAGCGACGAUGCCGAGUUCCUGUUCUGACCGUCACAACCGCCAAUGUUUUCGAAAUCGUGUGGCACCCCAUCCUUCCAGUUUUCAUCGUUGCUACCUCGCCGUCUGGACUCAUUGUUGAGCACGGCGUACGCACACAUGUCCACAUCUUUCAACUGGACAGGGACCGCGAGGAUGGCGCGUACAGCGAGUAUCAAAAACUCGAUUGCUAUGCCUCUGAUAUCAAUGAGCUUACCAUCAUGCCCAAUUCUCUGUGCCACUCCUAUAUCUCAGCUGCCUGUACAGACGGACGUGUCUACAUCUGGGACACGGCACAGGGCGAUCGACCCGCCCACAUCCUCAAGCACGGGGAACCCCUAGGCGCCGUCAUCUGCGACCGAGAAAAGGAAGACGAAGGUGUCAAGUUUACCGCCUGGGGAACAACACCAGACCGCUUCUAUACAGGCUCAAGUGAUGGCGUCGUCAAAGUGUGGGACGUGCGACGGAAGCGCCGUCCGUUUGUAAGGAAUCUCCUCGAGGGACCCGGCCCCAUAACGUGCGGCGUCUUUUCCCCAAACCACAACAAGCUCGUCGUUGGCGACGCAACAGGCCGCGUCUUUCUCUUCUCCGUAGAUGACCGAGACGAGAUGGACUCGCACUUCCUCACAAUCCCAGGCACGAAUCGCCGCGUUCGCCGUCCAAAGCCGUUUAUCCCCCACCCAGAACCCGAACCUCCAACGACGUCUUCCCCCUUCCCCGCUUCCACUCCAUCAGAUGCUUCCAUUGCUCAGUACUCGCGAGACCGAUACCUGUCUUCAAAUAGUCUCAUCCUCCAUCCAAACCCAGUCAUCGGCGCCGUCCAAGGCCCGGCGUACGCCUCCACAGGACUCUUUCGCCUCGACGCCCACGCCUACUUUGACCCGCAGGGCCCUUUGCUCCCCGAAUUCGAGAGGAAUCAACGCGCAGCGAGGGAGGCCAGUCUCGGUCCUGAAACAAGGUCUAUCCGCAGGUUGAAAGGACCUCCUGUCCAAACGUGGGUUGAAAAAUCGCUUCAUGAUGAGAAUGUGGCCAAGGAUUUUGACUCGCGUUCCCUAGACAACUGGUCCUUUUGCCAGUUGGUCAAUCUUGGAGUCCGGUUCAACAUGGAUGGAGAUGAAGGGUGGGAGUUUAUGUACGAAGAGACGCCUGUGGACACCGAUUGA
Molecule: messenger RNA, 3039 nt
Organism: Metarhizium brunneum ARSEF 3297
Lineage: Eukaryota; Fungi; Ascomycota; Sordariomycetes; Hypocreales; Clavicipitaceae
Source: RefSeq, a predicted model, not a curated record